Messenger RNA from Python bivittatus (Burmese python), 2075 nucleotides. It is a transcript of the gene CHAD, whose product is annotated as chondroadherin. Gene Ontology annotation, molecular function: protein binding. The record is from RefSeq and is a predicted model, not a curated record. NCBI's taxonomy places the organism in Eukaryota, Metazoa, Chordata, Lepidosauria, Squamata, Pythonidae.
UUUUAUUCUUGUGAAAAUUCUUAAUAAAAAUUAUUAAAUAUAUAAAAAGAAAAUCCCGAGUUCAUUUGGAAAUUUGGUGAAGCAUUGUAUUGGGGUGGCUCACAUCUGAGCUAUAAUAUGAAGAAAAUUUAGACAAUAGGGUUUUUCUUUCUGUUAAUCUUUCCUACAACCUUUGUGUUCUUCCCCCCUCCCCACAACUUGUUCAAGAGGAUCUUCCAACUCUGCAGAUCAAAUAUUAAAGAAUAUAGGGGCAUCCUGCAGAUGGAACCUAUUCUACUGAAAUUAUGUAUUUUUAAUAGCCAAUUACCCUAAUCAGCAAAAAACAAAACUUUUGCCACAAGCUUAUAAGUGUAAAAAGGGGGACACAGUACAUAAAGGAUGCACAACAUUGUUCUUUAUGUAAGCCAUGGGGAUUGCACUCAUAGAAGCCAAUAAAUCUGCACAGUGAAAUGCAUUAUGAAAUCCUUUGCAUGGUGAAGGAAUUCAAAUUGUUUCUCUCUAGAAGACAGGGUUCUUAUAACAGUCACUUUAAACUGAACAAACAAUCCCAUCCUUCUUACAAUACCUAAAGAACCAAGGACCUGCGGACAGCCUUUAUUUUCUGCGCACACAGCUAAGGAAAACUGAAAUUCCUCCAGUAGAUUAUAUACAAUACAUUGUAUUCUCUGAUUAUCUGCUUGAAGAGAAAGCAUCACCUGCACGAAAGCAAUCAAAAGAGAAAAUCAGUCUCUCUCUCUCUGCUUGAUGUCAAGGGGUUAAAGUCACACCAGGUUCCAGAAAACGGUUCCUUCCAAGUCAGCAUCUGGCUGCUGCCUGCGGUUAGUGGGAAGGAUUUUGCUUUUUAAUAGCAUUAUAAAUAGGGCUGUGUUCAACAUGCUGCAGACUUAUGUCCUCUUUCAUCCAACCUUCUCCCGCGUCCUGUAGCUGCUGCUCCUCCUCCCUGCACAUCUACCACAGCUCUCUAGACAUGGACCGAUCAAACUUCUUGCUCAAAUUCAUCACCUUGCUUAUAUGUCUUCUUCCCGUUCUUCAGGCCUGUCCUCAGAAUUGUCACUGUCAUGGAGGAGACCUCCACCAUGUCAUUUGUGACAAUGUUGGACUGAGAAAGAUUCCCAAAGUAGCUGAGCAGACCCGGCUUCUCAAUCUGCAGAGGAACAAUUUCCCUGUGCUGCCAACCAAUGGUUUCAGAGAGAUGAAAAAUCUUGUAUCUCUUCACCUCCAACAUUGCCACAUCAAAGAAAUCUCCAGCGGAGCUUUCCGGGGCCUGAAGCAGUUAGUCUACCUUUACCUGUCAAAUAAUGACAUCAGUGUCAUAAAGACGGGAGCUUUUGAUGACCUGACAGAACUUACUUACCUCUACCUAGAUCAUAACAAGAUCUCUGACCUGCCCAAGGGGAUCCUCUCUCCACUGAUUAAUCUUUUCAUCCUGCAGCUAGGUAACAACAGGCUCCGAGAGUUGAGAUCAGGAGCCUUCCAUGGUACUAAGAACCUUCGCUGGCUCUAUCUCUCUAAUAACUCAAUCUCCUCCAUCCAACCUGGGGCCCUGGAUGAUGUGGAAAACCUAGCCAUAUUCCACUUGGAUAAGAACCAGCUGAUCAGCUAUCCAGCGGCUGCAAUGAGCAAAUUAAGGGUGGUGGAAGACCUGAAGCUCUCAAACAACCCAAUGAAGGUCAUUCCAGAUUUAGCCUUCCAAUCUUUUGGGCGGUACAUGGAGACCCUCAGCUUGGACUACAUGGGAUUAGAAAAGAUUUCAGAUAAAGCAUUUGCUGGCACAACUGCACUGAAGCACGUUCACAUAGAGCACAACAAAAUUUCCAGUCUUCCUAGGAGCUUUCCAUUCAGCCGUCUUGAGACACUCUCCCUGUCCAAUAACCCUUGGCAUUGUUCUUGUCAGCUGGCACCUUUGCGCAGGUGGCUGGAGUCUACUCGUUCUCGCCCAGAUGCAGUCUGUGCAUCACCUGCUCAGGCUCGAGGACAGCAGAUUCGAGACACUGCUGCACUCCGCAGCUGCAAACUUCCCUCUAAGAGAUCCAAAAAAGGAAAUCGCCAUUAAGCAGGCAAUUGAGUUUUUCCUU